Engraulis encrasicolus (European anchovy) is the source of this 6962-nucleotide messenger RNA. It is a transcript of the gene evplb, whose product is annotated as envoplakin b. Gene Ontology annotation, molecular function: structural molecule activity; cadherin binding. Lineage: Eukaryota; Metazoa; Chordata; Actinopteri; Clupeiformes; Engraulidae. The transcript has 21 exons. Gene Ontology annotation, cellular component: membrane; intermediate filament; cytoskeleton. Gene Ontology annotation, biological process: intermediate filament cytoskeleton organization; wound healing. The record is from RefSeq and is a predicted model, not a curated record. Bases 101 to 6142 code for a protein of 2013 amino acids.
GACGGGAUAACAGAAAGAGAGAGGGAGAUAGAGGGACACCGGCCACUACACCACACACCCCACACCAGGGAAUAUACUAUAGAACAGCCCCGGACAAAAGAUGUUCAAGAAAAAGGAGUCCUACAGUCCUGCGAAAGUUACGCAGGACCAGGUCAGCGAACUGACUUUCCUGAUAGCGCGCAUGCAGAGGAAUGCCGAUCAGGUGGAAAAAAAUAUCUUGCGCGCUGAAGAUCUCUUGGCUGUGGACAAGCAGAACGAGCAGAAGGGCCUGCCCCUGAAGCACCAGAAGGACAAUGCAGACAACCUGGCCGAGGCCGAGGGCCUCCUCAAGGACCUCUUCCUGGACGUGGACAGGGCCAAGAAGCUCGGCCACCCGCAGGCCUCCGAGAUCGAGAACGACGUGAGCAAUCUCCACGACCGCUGGUUUAAGGACUGUGCCUCCUAUCGGGACGUGUAUGAGCAGGUGGAUGAUGUGGAGCUCAAGCCCAGGAUCGACUGGGGCCAGGUGCUCGCUGACAAACAGAGACUAGUGGAGUCGGAUGAGUAUGGGCCCACCCUCUCAGACGUGGAGAAGCAGAUCGCCUCCCAUAACAUCCUGCACAAGGAGAUCGAGAGCUAUAAGACCCAGCUGAAGGGCAGCUCCGCGGACACAGCAACCACUCAGAGACAGUGUGCGAAGCUGCUGGAGAGCUCCCUGGCCCGGCGUAACAACCUGGCGACGCUGUAUGAGUACAUGAGUGGCUGCAAUAAGGAGCUGGCCUACCUGAGCGAGCAGGAGGACAAGAUCGCCAGCCGCGACUGGAGCGACCGCAUGGUGGACGCCCCCAGCGUGCGCAUGGAGUACGAGAGAUUCAAAAACAGUGGGCUGCUGUCGCAUGAAGGUGAAACUACCAGACUGCAGGAGGAAGCGGACAAUCUUGUUGUGGCGGGCCACCCGGCUCGCCCACUCAUAAAGUCCCUGGACAGCGAGGUGCAGAAUGAGUGGCAGAGAUUCCUCAACCUCCUCAUUUGCCAAGAGACACAUCUGGACAACGUUGAGGAUUACAAGAGGUAUCAGCUGGAUAUGGAGACCUUCUCGGAGUCCCUGAAGAGGAUCAACUCCACCAUGGAGCCCAAGCAGCUGGAGAGCAUGAGCAACCUGGAGAGGCAGAUGCACAUAGAGGGAGAGGAGAGGGCUGUGGAGAGGAACGAGCAGCGGCUGGCCGACCUGAGGGAGCUGAGCACCUCCAUCGCUCCUCUCCCCCUCCGCCGCACCCGGCCCGCCAAGAAGGCCCCGGUGGUCGCCCUGUGUGACUGGACCACUGACAAGACCUCAGCCAAGAGAGGGGAAAAGUUCACCCUGAAGUCCAACACCAAUGAUGAGACCUGGGAUGUUGAGACCAUGGGUGGUGUAACAAAGUCACUGCCUUCUGUCAUCCUACUGAUCUUGCCUCCAGACAAGGAUGCCAUUGCUAAGGUGGACAGUCUGGGUGGCCAGCUUGCUGACCUGAAGAGAAGAAGAACUGCUCUGCUGGCUCCCUCCAGACCCAUUAUGGAAGUCAAAACCGCCAAUGUCAACGUUGUCUCGUCUCCCCCGCCGGGCGACGGGCUAAAGGCAAGGGACCUCACCAGCCGUCUGGAGAAGGUCAAUAAUGACCUUGUGAAGACAGAGAAGGGCAUCCUAGAUCGUCUCCGAGCCCCACUGGACCGCAAGAACCCCACGCAAGAUCUGGCAAAGCGAAUCGAUGAUCACGAGAAAAGCGUCUCAGAGAUAAACCACUUGGAGGCCGAGAAGGCAGCUAUUCAGAGGGAGAUGCAGCCCCUGGUGGCCCAGACGGCCUCGUCAACGCUGCCCACCAAGCUGAGUGCCGUCAACAACAAGAUGGACAAUGUCACCAAUCUUGCCAACACCUACAAGAAAAAGGCCAAUGCAACCAUGUUCUUGGAGGGCCAGAUUAAGAAGGUGGACACGAUGCUGAGUGGAUUUGAGAAUCGCCUUGUGAAGACUGACACCAUUCCUGAUGAACCCAAUGCCAUCGAGACACGCACCCAGGAAGUUCAGGCCAUCCAAAAAGAUGUGACGGGCAGAAAGGAUGACAUGCUGAAACUGGACAGGGACCUUGAGAGCACCGGCCAGCUGUGCAGCUCCCUGCAGAAGAACCACCAGGAGUACUGCCCCGACCUGCGCCGGCAGGAGGGAGUCGUCAAACGCCUGAAGAACCGCUUUGCCAACCUCAACAAUCAGCUGCAACAGAGGUCUAGUCAGUUGCAGGAUAUAGGCAAGAAGAACCAGGACUUCCAGACAACUGUCAAAUCUCUGAACGCCUUCUUGAUAAACAUGCCCAACAACAAGCUACAGGCUGAUGAUGACCUUGUUCAAAUCAAAACCAAACAGAACUCUCAGAAGAGGGUAGUGGAGGACAUAAAGAGAAAAGAAGACGAUGUGGAUCGCGUAGCGUUGCUGGCAGACGAUCUGCAAAAACUCCUGAGUGAAUAUGAUGCAAACACGCAAAAGUACCGUCAUAUUCUGAACAUCCCAGAGGAACCAGAGGAAGACCGCUUUGACCUCCUCGAUGCCGUGCAGCAGAAGGAAAAGGAUGUGGUGAAUCUUUACUCUGAGGUUCUUGCAGAGAAUGAACAGCAGCUUAAGCAAAUGGAUGUGGCCAAAAACAUCAUCAAUAAGAACGACGAGGUCGUGAGCCGCGUUGUGGUGAAGCAGCAGAUGCAGAUGCAGAGUCAGCAGAGGAACCAGGUGGAGGUGGACGGCCUGAAGAGGGAACUCGGGGACGAGAUCAACAGGCGCACACACACCGAGAACGACCUGGAGAUCUACCAGAAGAGGCUGCAGUCCCUGCGGAGCAGACGAGGUGUGGAGCGCCUGGAGGAGAAAGAGAUCGUGCAGUACUACCGCGACCCCAAGCUGGAGGCGGAGAUCGAAGCCCUAAAGAAGAAGGUCGGCGAAGAGUCUAAGAAGCGCACGGGCACCCACACCGAGAUUGACGUCAUGAAGCAGAAGAUCCUUCGCCUGGAACGCGAGCUGGCGAGCAUCGAACCCAAAAUGGUGACCAAGGUGGUCACCGAAUAUGAGAAAGACCCCCAACUGGACAAGGAGAUGGAGAGGAUAAGAGAGGAAAUGCGCAGGCUCAGAGAUGAGGUCACCGUCCGCCACAGAGAGUCGCUGCAGCUCCACACCACCAUCACCACCUUGGAGCAGAAGAGACCAACCAUCAGGGAAAGGGUCGUAAAGAAGGAAGUGAUUAGACUUGAAAAGGAUCCAGUCAUGCUCAAAGCAGUUUAUGGAUUCCAGAAUGAUAUCGCAGACGAGCAGGCCAGGUGCAAGGGCUUGAAUGACGAUAUUUUUCAGACAAGGAGCAAGAUCAACACACUCGAGAGGAUCAUCCCAACAGUGCAGCCGAAGAUCAUAACCAAGGAAGUCACUAAAGUGGAGCAAGACCCAGAGAUGCUGAGCGAGUCCAAAACUCUCCACAACAGCCUCAACAGACAGAUGCAGGACACCAAUGACCUGCUGAAGGAAAUCACCACUCUCAGGCUCCGCUACAGCGAAGAGCAAAAACUGAAACCAAGGAUGGAGGUGAAAGAGAUCAUCAACGAGAUCUACAGAGUGGACCCGGACACAGAGGUGGAGCUGAGGCGGCUGAAAAGGGACAUCCAGCAGUCCGGUCGCCGUCGCACGGACCUGGAGAGGGAGAUGGAGGUGAUCAACACAGAGCUGUACACACUGCGCUCCCAGAAGCCCAAGGUCGAGUACAAAGAGGUAACCCAGGAGGUGGUCAAGGAGGAGAGGAGCCCCGAGAUCGUCAGGGAGAUGCAAAGGCUGAACGACCAGCUCACUCUGCUGAGGACCCGAUACGAAACGACCCACACCAAAGUCGGCAUCUUGAGCAGCCAGAGGGAUGACCUGAAGACUGAGAAAUCAAAGGUGACCACAAACCUUGUGAACAAGGAAGUAAUCAAGUACGAGAACGACCCACUGUUGGAGAAGGAGGCUGACCGACUGAGGAGAGAUGUCCGCGAUGAAACUCAACAGCGCCGUCAUGUGGAAGAGGCUGUGUUUGACCUUCAGCACAAAUACCUCUUGCUCGAGAGGCAGAAACCAGAGGAGAAGAUCGUCCUUCAGGAAGUGCUGCGUCUUGAGAAGGACCCGAGGCAAAUCAUGGAGCAUGAGAGGCUGAGCAGAAAUAUGGAUGAUGAGCUGAAAGCCCGCAGGAGGUUGGAGUUGGAAGUGAAGGACCUAAGGGCCUUAGUUCUAGAGAAGGAACGGCAACUGGCAGAGAUGGACGACCGUCAGAAGAAGAUCUUGGUUGAGACAGAGUUAAGACAGAUCAAAAAUAAAAUCUAUGAGCUUGAACAUGCCCCAGCCCCAGUUGAAGAAAGAAUUGUAAUAAAGGAGAUUCUUAAAGUGGAACGUGAUCCCAAACUAGAUGUGCUGAUUACUGGGUCACGUGUGGAUAUGGAAAAAGAAGAAAAUCUAAUUUCUCGCUUGGAGAGAGACAUCAGAAACCUACAAAUCAAGUUGGACAUCUUGAGGAAAGAGAAAUCACUGGAGAAGAUCGUAUACAAAGAGGUGAUAAGAGUCGAAAAAGAUCCAACUCAAGAAGCUGAGAGAUCUGAUUACAGGUCUCAGGUGUCCCAGGCGAAGAAUGCCAGACGUGACGUGGAGGAAGAACUAGAGCGUCUCAAUACCAGACUAACACGACUGCACACAUCAAGGUCAUCGUCAUCCCAGGAAGAGACUACUGUGACCCUGAAGAGGGACAAUCUGCAGAGGGAGAAAGACAAUCUCUUGGAUGAGCUGAGGAGGCUGGAGAGCGAUAAAGAGACCACCACCAUCUCCUUCCAGCAGCAGUCCCGACUACUCAGCGAGAGAAACCAGCAGACCAGGCAGAAGAGCAUUAAAAUGGAGUCUGAGGUGCUGCGUCUGGAGAAGGACAUUUCGGACGAGAAGGAAACGAUCCACAAGAGGGACAUCACCAUCAUGGAGCUGCAAGGUACCCUGAAGAACGAGGACCACAACGAGACCCACACGAGGGAAACCAACGUGUCCACCAGAAUCACCAUCCUCGAUCCAGAGACCGGAAAGGACAUGUCACCGUACGACGCCUACGUGUUAGGUCUGAUUGAUCGCAAUCAGUACAUGCAUCUCCAGGAACUUGAAUGCAACUGGGAGGAGAUCACCACAGAGGGCAGUGACAUCACAGACACGUCUGUGCUGCGGGACCGCAAGAGUGGCAAGCAGUACUCCAUCACGGAAGCACUGAAAGCUGGAAGGCUGACCCAGUACGACCUGCAGCUCUACAAAGACGGCAAGAUGCCCAUAUCUGAGUUUGCCCUCUUAGUGGCGGGAGAGAAGAAACCCCCCAGCCUGCUGAGGUCCCUCUCCAAAUCCACUCCUGACUUAAACUCACCGACUUACAGCCCCACCUACUCCAGCCCCACCUCCAGUGGCUUAUUCAACAGAUCUCAGUCUAACGGCAGCCUCAACACCCUGAUCAACCCCGCCAAUCCAGAGGAGCACUUCCCCAUCUCCGGCGUCAUCGACGUCACAACGAACAGCCGCAUGUCGGUGCGCAGCGCUAUGACCCGGAAGCUGAUCGACCACGAGACGGGUCUGAAGUUGCUGGAAGCCCAGGCCGCCACCGGAGGCAUCGUGGACCUCAACAAGAAGGACCGCUUCUCGGUCCACAAGGCGGUGCAGUACGGCCUCAUUGACAAGAGUCAGAUGCAUCAGCUGCUCAACGCCCAGAAGGCCUUCACCGGGGUGGAAGACCCCGUGACCAAGGGGCGCCUGUCCGUAGGCCAGGCCGCCCAGAAGGGCUGGAUCCCAGAGGAGAGUGCCCUGUGGUACAUGGAAUCACAGCACGUCACAGGAGGGCUGGUAGACCCAAACAAGGCUGGCCGCAUCCCUAUCUCAGAAGCCAUCGGCACUGAUAUCAUUGAUGACAUGACAGCAAAGGAGCUGCAGGAUGAGUCCAAGCACCAUAAGGUAUUGGUGGACCCCGUCACGAAGGAGAAGAUCACCUUGCAGGAAGCAAUGGAUCGUUGCAAGAAGGACCCCAUCAAUGGACUCUUACUCUUACCUGCAGCAUCCACCGGUGCUGACAAUACUCCGUCUUACUCUAACCAUAACUACUCUCGGGUGUAGGUUAGGCAGAAAAAAGUGUGUCAUUUCGCCUGCAGCUAAGAUUUACAAGUGAAAAAUGGUGAUGAAGGUUUAACAUUGAUACAUACAGUACACCUUUUUUCUGAAUGCUUAACACAAAACCAUUUUUAACUUUUACUUUGAAUGUAAUAACAUAUAUAUUCACUAUGAUUCAGCGUGAAGGAGGUGCUGUGCUGUUGUGCUGGGCUUUAUUUCCUAUCACUGUCCAGUCUGGAUUGUUAUCCGAAUUAUUGAAUGAAAUGGAAACUUAAAUAUAUAUGUCUUUUUUCUUACAUUUCUAUCUUACCACACACUUUUUCAAUUAUAUUGUUGGCUGUAAUGUUCUGAACCAUAUUAAAGUAGCUCAUUUGAAAUAAAAUCAAAUGCCUGUGCAAUUUACUAUGUGAACUACAAUGAGUAUUUCAGUCACAUCAGUAAUACACAACCUUACAUUCAGUUAGGCCUAUGGUGGUUCCCUUUUGGCAAUGACAUAUCUUCAGUCCGUACACAUAUCCCAAAUAAUGUAUAAUAUUAUUAAUGAUAUUAGCCAUGGCCUAGAUGGGCUUUAGAUUGCAGGGUUACAGGUUCGUAUCCGACCCUUCCAGCCCCCUACCCUUUGAGCAAGGCACCUAACCCAACAAUGAUCCAGGGACUGUAACCAACACACUGUACUUAAAGUGGUAGUUCGCCAUUUUGCAUAUUAAGCCCUGUUUUUAGGUAGUCUGGGGUGAAUAACUAAAUCGCUAUGGAGAAAAGUGUCAGGUGAUGUAAUAGUGUCAUGUCAAAUAAUAUAGUCUAUCACAGUGGUUUUCAAAGUGGGGGC